Molecule: messenger RNA, 2796 nt
Organism: Cuscuta europaea
Lineage: Eukaryota; Viridiplantae; Streptophyta; Magnoliopsida; Solanales; Convolvulaceae
Source: the annotation of a GenBank genome assembly
AUAAAAGUGCGUACAAAGUGGGUUAAGACUCUUUAAUUAACCAUUUUCUUAUACCUACCGUGGCCUUUUGUUUCAUCGGAUAUAUUCUUUGCACGGAAAAAGUUUGGUUUUUGAGCUGCCAUUGGAAUCGAUACUUGUUUUUUUUGCGGUUCGGUGCGAAAUCCGAAUAGUCUCUGGGGCGUUGCUCGGUUUUUAGGUGUUGAAUUUGGGGAUGAAGAACAUACGCUGACUUUUCUGCUUCUGAAUUUAAUGUUUUGAAGCUCUACUGGAUCUGAUAUACUCUGUUCGGAGAGUUGGCGACUCUCUUAUGCUUGAAUUUAUUUGAAACAGUGGAUUUGAGCUAAUGGUUUUGCUGUCAAUGUUGUGAGACUGGAUGAAUCUAGAGCUAAGAUGAAGAGAGGGAAGGAUGAUGAUAAAAUAUCGGGGCCAAUGUUUCCUAGGCUUAAUGUGAAUAAUCCUGACAAGGGAGGACCAAGAGCUCCUCCAAGGAACAAGAUGGCCCUGUAUGAGCAGCUUAGCAUCCCCUCUCAGCGGUUCAAUAAGGGAGUUUCGUCCCCAGGCCCUAAAAACGCUUCCAACACGAUCCUACCACCCUCUGCCAGCCAGUAUUGCGGACAUGAAAGAAAUAUGUUUCCUCCAUGGCAUUUGCCACCAUCAACACAUUUAGCUGAGAAAUUACAUGUGCGCGGUGCUGAUUCAAAGAUUCAUCCAGCACAGUCCGAGUCCCGAAAGAAAACGGAUGAAGAUGAUUUUAGAGUUCCCGUCUUCUUUAAUUCUAAUGCCAGCCAAGGUAUUAGGAAAUUUUAUAAUAAGUCAGAGGGGGAAAAGGUUUCCACCUCAAGUCCAACGUUUCGUAUGCAUCCCGGUAAAGAGGCAAAGUUCACAAGUGGAGACAAUUUGAGAGAACAGAAGACCUCAAAACAGCUACCUGCGAGACUAGAAAAAAAUGUUAAUAUUUCCUUGAAUUCACCAUCCAGCGAUAAGAAGAAAAACUGUUUAAAACAUUCUGAACCGAGUGUUGGUCCUGCCAAUACCUUUUUCCCGUCAUGCAAGAGCGGAAUAAAUCUAUAUCCCAGAAAAGUAGAUCAUUGUAAAGUUUGUACCACCAAUGAUGGUGCUAAUAUAAAUGGGCCUAUUCAGGAUGCGGAAGAUGGUGAUUCUUCUAACCCAAUUAAUGGGUUUCAAACCGAAGAGCAAAUUAUUAAUCUUGUAAAUGAUACAGAGUCUCCAGAAUACCGGACUGGUGGAUUGCUACAAACCGGUAUUGUUGAUAGACGCAACAACACUUCUUGUAUGUCCGGAAUAGAGAUAUCUCCUGAUGAUGUUGUUGGGAUGAUUGGUCAAAGUCACUUUUGGAAUGCCAGAAAAAGUAUUAUGAAUCAGCAAAGAGUGUUUGCAGCUCAAGUGUUCGAGUUGCAUAAAUUAAUAAAGGUUCAGAAGCUCUUAGCUGGGUCUCCCAAUCAUGCGCUCGAUGAUGCUUCUGCUUUUUUAGGCAAACCUUUGAACAGUUCUUCCCUAGAAAGGUUGCCAUCCAAGUGUAUUACAAAAGCAACUCAAAAUGUUUCAAACCACAAAAGCAAUUCUGAAUUGCUCCACCUAAGAAAGGAAUGCUCCACAGAAGAUACUAUGGGUAGAUCGUCAUCUUCUUCUGUGCAAAAUGUUACUCAAACUCCAAUUGAUAAUCCCAUCCCAGGAAGAACACCAUUGGCGGUGGCAAGCAAUGAUCCUAUCAUGGGUCCGUUAUUUUACCGUCACCCCUCGGGGGACCAAUGGUUGAUUCCAGUGAUGACUCCAUCUGAAGGUCUUGUAUACAAACCAUAUCCUGGACCUGGAUUGACAACUGCUGACUGUGGCCCACCAGGGUCCACCCCAGCAAUGGGAAACUUUUUGGCUCCUGCAUAUGGAGUACCAGCUUCUCAAUAUCACUCUCAAGGAAUGAGUGUUCCUUUUGCAUCUCCAGCAGAUCAUGGCUAUUUUCCUCCAUAUGCUGUGCCAUUAACUAAUCCCGAUGUCUCGACUUCAGGUGUUGAACAGAUGAGCCCAUUUCCUGCGACGGGCUCUUCAGUUCAUGUAUCAGGUGCAGAGGGCAACUUUAAACCCCAAAGCUCAUGCAACACGCCAAGUCAAAAAGGUGGGGCCGUUUCAGAUAAUGAGCUGCGAGCAAGCUGUGCUAGUAGUGCCAGUGAAAGAGCACAGGGAGUGACAGUAAGUGGUCCCACACAAGGAAACAUCAUUCUUCCUCCAUUUUCCACAUCCCCUGCUGUCAACAUGGACGCAAGUCAACCUCCUAAUACUGCUCAUCCUCCAAGGGUAAUAAGAGUUGUGCCUCACAAUGCUAGAUCUGCAUCUGAAUCUGCUGCUAGGAUCUUUCAAUCUAUACAAAAAGAGAGGAAGCAAUAUGACUCUAGGUAGCUGUUGCAGAUUGGCCAGUUGCGGUCUUGUUCUCUUUGGCUGCAAUGUAUAAUGUAUUAACUAAAUGCUGUGUAGCAGGCAGUUAUUGUAUGCAGAAAGUCAUGAUUUGAUCUACCUUAGGUGUAGGGUAAUAUAUCAGCCAGGCCUCUAGCUGCGCUAUUAAAAAUAUGUGGCUUGCUCCCUUUGCUUUCAUUGAUUUAAUUUGUAAAACAUAAAUGUCAGACAUGCUAAAGGUAAAUGCCCAAAGUUAUAUGGACAAGGGUCCUCAACUCCUAUGGUUCAGGACUUUGGGUAGUGAAUUGCGAACACUUUGAGGCGGAUUACCAAGUUAGAAGCUUGUUUACUUUAUUGUUUUCCAAAAUUAGAAAAUGGAAGCAUUUUUUA